Molecule: messenger RNA, 1886 nt
Organism: Blastomyces dermatitidis ER-3
Lineage: Eukaryota; Fungi; Ascomycota; Eurotiomycetes; Onygenales; Ajellomycetaceae
Product: acyl-CoA dehydrogenase
Exons: 5
Coding region: 298-1605 (435 amino acids)
Molecular function (GO): flavin adenine dinucleotide binding; oxidoreductase activity, acting on the CH-CH group of donors
Source: RefSeq, a predicted model, not a curated record
CUCGGCCACAGCUAGGAUUGACUCCGCAAUUCGACCUUGGACCACAGCCACGGCAAAAAAAGAAACAUCGGCUUUCAAUACCUAGGUAGCUGUAAAUAAGUUGGGUAGUUAGCUAGACCGUCAAUAACCAGAUGUUCCUCGCUUUCCAAUUUUCCCAGAAUACCUAACGGUUACUCGCCAUAUAAUAUAGUAUCAGGAGAAGAAUCCAAGAUUUCCGUUAACUACAUACAAUACACUCAACUAUCUAUCCAACAAACCAGUUUCCUUGCCUUUUGUAUUAUUCUUUAAUAAAUACAAAUGGCAUCCGCCCUCCUCGGAUCCACUGCGCCCUACGCAGAGCCGUUCUGGCACUCUCGCGACACCUCCCCAUACUACAAUGAGUCUCACAGGAAUCUCCGCCUAUUCGUCCGCGACUACGUUGAGAACCAUUUAAGGCCCUAUGCAGACGAGUAUGAAAAGCAAGGCUUUAUUCCGCCAGAGGCGCUUAAACUCUACGUAGAAAAGGGGUUCACGAUCAUCAAGCCUACCAAGAGGGAGUAUAUGGGUGGGCUGUCCCUGCCCGCUGGCAUUGAGCCGGAGGAGUGGGAUAUAUUUCAUAACCUCGUGGUGGCGGAUGAGUUGAAUAGAGUUGGCUAUACCGGCGUACUUUGGGGUCUUUUUGGCGGAAAUAAUAUUGGGUGCCCUCCAAUUCUGGAUUUCGGAAACGAGGCACAAAAGCUCGAGUAUUUGCCCAAAAUUUCUCGCGGAGAGAUACGGUUCUGCUUGGGCAUUACUGAGCCGGAUGCGGGAUCCGACGUCGCUAACAUUAGAACCACAGCCAUACGGAGGGGGAACAAGUACAUCGUCAACGGAGCCAAAAAAUGGAUCACCAACGGGAUAUGGGCCGAUUAUUGCACGGCUGCGGUCAGGACAGGCGGAGAGGGGCGCAGGGGCAUUUCUCUCCUGAUCAUCCCGUUAGCAGCCAAGGGCGUGACGAGGAGAAUAAUGGAGAACUCCGGCGUUAACGCCAGUGGCUCGACCUUCAUUGAAUUCGACGACGUGGAAGUCCCAGUGGAAAACCUCAUCGGGACUGAAAAUGAUGGAUUCAGGUAUAUCAUGUCGAACUUCAAUCCCGAACGUCUCGGUCUAGCCAUCUCCUGCAUCCGCCUCUCGCGUGUCUGCGUCGAGGAUGCCUACAACUACGCCACAAACCGCGAGACAUUCGGCCAGCCAUUAAUCACGAACCAAAUAAUCCGCGCAAAAUUCAGCAAAUUAGGCCGCCUUAUCGAGCCCUGCCAGGCCUUCCUGGAGCAACUGGCGUACACCAUCCACGUGGCCACCAAGAACGGCCAGGAGGUUAAUGUCGGUGGCAUGACUGCACUGCUCAAAGUGAUGUCCACGCGCUGCCUGGAGAAAGUGUGUCGCGAGGCGCAGCAAGUCCUGGGCGGCGCGGGGUAUAAUAAGAGCGGGCGGGGGGCACGAAUCGAGCAGAUUAGUCGUGAUGUUAGGGUUUAUGUGGUCGGGGGCGGGAGUGAGGAGAUUCUGAGCGAUUUGGCGGUUAGGGAGGAAAUAAAAAGUUUGUAUCAUGCGCAGCGCACGGCGAAGAAGGAAGGGGCGAAGAUCUGAUUGGAGGAGAUGUGGGGGAUGGUGAUGGUGUGGUUGUAGCUCAAGGAAAUUCGGUCAUUGUCUAAAUCGCUUGGGAAUGGUACAGAAAAACGCCUGUAAAUCGAGCUAGUAUAUACACAACAUAUGAUAAGGUAGAAAUAUGGUAGUAUAGUAUAGGAUAAGACAUGCAAAGCUCCGUUCAAAAUACCGAACGCCAAAUAGGAAAAGCCAUUGUGGACCUGUUACCUCUGGCCCAGAGAGCAUAACAGUCACAGUUAUCGUAUCAGUCAAAAGAACUUCAA